AUGCCGAUCCCCUAUCAUGUCGCCCCUUGGCCGACCCAAGGGCGCACCCCCACGAGCACCCCGGCCUCACGCCACCUCAAGGCGCCCAAUCGGCGAACCAGGCGGGCGGGCAACAUGCCAACACCUGCUGGCCAUAGUUCCCCCCCGGCGCCCGGAUGA
Messenger RNA from Puccinia triticina, 159 nucleotides. RefSeq lists its product as uncharacterized. The record is from RefSeq and is a predicted model, not a curated record. The transcript has a single exon. Lineage: Eukaryota; Fungi; Basidiomycota; Pucciniomycetes; Pucciniales; Pucciniaceae. The coding region runs from base 1 to 159 and encodes 52 amino acids.